This is a messenger RNA of Naegleria fowleri, 2007 nucleotides long. RefSeq lists its product as uncharacterized. Gene Ontology annotation, biological process: Golgi organization; retrograde transport, vesicle recycling within Golgi. NCBI's taxonomy places the organism in Eukaryota, Heterolobosea, Eutetramitea, Acrasida, Naegleriidae. The coding region runs from base 1 to 2007 and encodes 668 amino acids. The record is from RefSeq and is a predicted model, not a curated record. The transcript has 3 exons. Gene Ontology annotation, cellular component: Golgi membrane; Golgi cisterna.
AUGUGGGCCAAUUCUGUUCUUAAAUGGGCCGAACAAACGUUGGAGAAUGUGGAUGGUGCCUCUCGGAAGAUUGCUGAGAAGGUACAACAACAACAACAACAAAUUGGAAUGCCAUCCAAAGCAUCAAAAAAGGAGGAUCGAAAGAACGUGUUAACUUCUCCCGGUAGUGAUGAUGAUGGUGGAGUUUCUCAACUCGUUACGACAACAACAACGGGAGAAGAGAUGAAACGAUCAGCAUCCCGAAUGGUUCUUGAUGAAGAAAUUAAAAAAGAAACUGAAAAAGUGAUGCAAGAGUUUUAUGAAAAGAGUGAGGAAGAACGGUUGAAGGAGGCUAUCGAGCAUGCUCAACUCAACAAACAACACCACCGAUUGGAAAGUGUAAAUUCCUCCGAUUCGGACGAUAUUAAUAAUAACAACAUGGGAGAAAUCUCUCAAGUUGUUCCACAAGAUACAGAGUCUUUGUCAAGAGACAAGUUGCUCGAACAAACAAUUCUUAAAUUAUACGAAGAAAUUAAACAGACAACGAAAUCAAAUCAACUCUUGUCACAGAAAUACGAAAAAUUGAAUUCAGUGUCCAAACACUCACAAAGAUUUAAUGAAGAAUCACAAAGUAGGCUUGAGGAACAAGUAGCAAGACUACUCGAAGAGAAAGUCAAGACCGACACAGAAUUAACAAACGCUCUUAAUGAACGAGAGAGACAGGCCCAAAAAUAUCAAUCGAGAAUAGAAUCUCUGAUAGAGCAGUUGAAAUCAAAAGACACCCUAAUUUCUGAAAUGCAGGUCGAAAAAGAUGCAAUUGCAAACGAGCAGUUAAGAUAUGAAAAGUCCACUGCUGAAGAAAUAUCAAAACUGAAACAACAAAUUGAAGACCUUCAAGAUCAAACAAAAGAGCUUAAAAAAGAGGAAAAGAAAAACAUAAAACGGAUAGAAGAUCUGGAGGCACACCACCAAGAAAAUGUAAAGAAACUAAAAGAAGAAUAUAAUGAAUUGGAAAAUAGCCUCAAUGAUAAGCUGGAUGAAAUCUCAAGAUUGGAAAGUACUAUAAAACUAAAGGAGCACGAAUGGCAAGCAAAAAAUCAAGAGUUUUUGGAAUAUAAAAAUAGAGCCACUAAAUUGCUGGCACUAAGAGAUAAGCAAAUUGAGGAGCUUAAAAAAUCAGGUAUUGAAUCCCAAUCAUCUGGCUCAAAGGAACCAUCAGUAACGGCAGAUGACGACUCGGAGUUAAUGCACGCCUUAGAUAAAGAAGAUAUGAUGAUUGAUUUGGAAAAUGUCAAGGCUGAAAAUCAAGAAUUGCUGUCACAGAUUGAACUCAUGAAAAAACAACAUGAAGCUGAGAUUAAUUCACUUCGAUUCAAAUUGAAGACUCUUGAAAAAAAUUUAGAAAAAGAAAAACAGACCAAUGGCGUCCUACAGGAAACAAUAACUUCUCUUAAAAUGAACUUUGAAGAAACAAAGCAUCAAUAUGAAAAUGAAAAGAAAAUUAUUAAGGAUCAAUUGAAAGAGAAGAAGGAGGAAAUUAAUCAAUUACAAAAACAAUUGAAUCAGGCCAAAUAUAACAAUUCAAGCAAUCAGAACGAGCUCGAACUACGUAAUAGAGGAAUGGCUGAAAGAUUAAUUGAAAAACAAACACAACUCGAAACGUUGAAUAGCGAGAAAGCAGCCAUUCAGCUCGCCUUAGAAAAGAGUCAACUUAAGAUCAAGGAAUUGCAACUCCUUGCUCAAGUCACACCCAUGUCACGGCACAGCCACUACGAUGAAGAAUCACCCUACGGCAAUGAUGUUAUUCAUUCAUCGGUCUCUAUGAAGACUGAUCGAUUUUUCCAAGAUUUGUCCAAGCGAGGAUUUGUGGCAAGCAGAGUUGCCAAUGCUAUGGCCAUCAUUGAUAGCUUUUCAAUUUCCACAGGAAGCAUUUUGAGAAAACUUCCACUCUUGAGGGUGUUUGUGGUUGUCUAUGUGAUUUUACUUCACUUGUGGGUGGUGUACAUUUUAUCACAUUUGACUCACUAA